This is a messenger RNA of Brienomyrus brachyistius, 1048 nucleotides long. RefSeq names its product myozenin-2-like. The coding region runs from base 191 to 964 and encodes 257 amino acids. Gene Ontology annotation, cellular component: actin cytoskeleton; Z disc. Lineage: Eukaryota; Metazoa; Chordata; Actinopteri; Osteoglossiformes; Mormyridae. Gene Ontology annotation, molecular function: FATZ binding; actin binding; telethonin binding. The record is from RefSeq and is a predicted model, not a curated record. The transcript is spliced from 6 exons.
UAAGGCAGCUGCAGGGUGAGCAAAUGCUGGGGGCGAAACCCCGGAUCGGCGAGUGGGGCAUCACCGAGGCAGACGGGGAAGCCUGGCUGUCCGACGCACAGCGCCAUCCCUCCUGGCUGCCAGUCAGCUUUAGCCUUUCAGUAACACUUCCUCAAAGCAACAUCGGUUCCCUCCAUCCAAAAAGAGGAAGAUGAUUCAGAACUCAUAUGAAGAGCCGUCCAAACGAAGGAAACGGCAGGUUAAGGACCUGAGCCGGGAAGUCCUGGGAGAGUAUCUGAACCUCGGGAAGAAGAUCAGUGCCCCACAGGACGUAAUGAUGGAGGAACUGAAGCUCCUGGCCAACAGGGGAUCCAGGAUGUUUCACGAAAGGUUGAGAAGGGUAGAUAAGUUCAUCCUGGAGGACACAGGAAGAGCUUCAGGCAAGGUAGCGGAAUCGAGCCAGGCUAAGAGGUCCGAGCUUGAGUCGGGAGGAGAACAAGGCGGAAAGGGAAGCUUUCAAGCUGAGGUCUUCCUCAAGCAGCUUGGGAGAAACAGUCUUGCUUCGGCUUUGAGAGGCACAGUGGGCAGCAAAGGAAACCCUGACGUUCUCGCUCCGGGCUACGCGAAGCCGCUGAAGGAUAUUCCUCACGAGAAGUUUAACGUCACCGUGAUCCCGAAGUCCUACUACUCGCCCUGGCGGGAGGAUCUGAGGGCCGGAGAGAAGAUCCUGGCCACCAUCGAUGCUCAUCUGCCAGAGCUGCCCCAGAAACUCACGCCUGCCAACUACAAGUGCUUCAACAGAGCGCCGAUUCCGUUCAGUGGGAGCGCCGGGAGUGUGAGGACCCUGCCAUUGCCGGGAUUCGAGCUUGCCCUGGCUCGCACGGAGCCCAGCCUGGACUGGGAGCGCAUCUCCAGAAGGCCAAACUUCAACCGAGCACCUCAGGGAUGGGGCUUAGGCAAGAAACCCGAGUCCACGGACCAAUGAGGGAGAAGGGGCGGGGCUUGUGAGGCCCCUCCCACCUCACAGACAGCUUACAAUAAACCUGUAACCUGGUAGCGUCUGAAAUCA